Messenger RNA from Rhopilema esculentum, 4603 nucleotides. Its product is annotated as extracellular calcium-sensing receptor-like. The record is from RefSeq and is a predicted model, not a curated record. NCBI's taxonomy places the organism in Eukaryota, Metazoa, Cnidaria, Scyphozoa, Rhizostomeae, Rhizostomatidae. Gene Ontology annotation, molecular function: G protein-coupled receptor activity. Gene Ontology annotation, biological process: G protein-coupled receptor signaling pathway. Gene Ontology annotation, cellular component: membrane.
UCCUGCCAUGCCUCAAAAGUCAACAAUCGAAAGUCGCAGGUGCAACUUCAACCGCUAGCAGGAAGUGACGAACGGGCCUUGGCGAAAACGUUAUAGUUGUGUUUAAGAUUGUAUCUUUACGUUACAUUCAAACGUUGUACACACUGGAUCUUAUUAUGAAAUCAAACGAAGAUGUUUGAGGCAGCUGGCCUGAUCUUCUUGACAUCGUUUAUAUUCACGCAAUGGCACUCAGGCAGUUACGUCGAGUCUGCAUUUUGCAAUAAUUCCUUGUUUGUUUCGCAGACAAACGGACAGAAUCGUCGCACGAUCAUACAAGAUGGAGAUUUUAUGCUGCAAGGAAUUUUCUCUCAAACGAAAGGACCGGACUGUGGAACAAUGUCCAGAGAAGGCGUUGUCAAUGUUGUUGUGAUGCAACUGGCUAUUGAGCACAUUUCGCGUUCCAACAUCCUGCCUGGUUUCAAACUUGGCUAUCAGAUUGACGAUGGCUGUACAGACAUCCCAAAAGUCAUGAAAAGAGGUAUCGAAAUUGUUUCAAUGUACCGGCCUAAUUCUGUUUGUAGGGCAGACUUUAUUGACUGUAAGUCAAAUAAAACUGGGCAAGGUGUCAAAUCGAUCAAUGCUGUGGUUGGGCCAGGGUACUCAUUUCUCACAAUUCCUCUAGCAAGUUUAAUGGGACUCUACAACAUUCCACAUAUCAGCUACCAAGCUUCCAGCAGACUGUUAAACAAGCGUGAGUUGUAUAAGUCUUUUUUUCGAACAAUACCUUCAGAUUCAAAUCAAGUGCUUGUUAUGCUGGACAUGAUGAAGAAAUUUGGAUGGAAUUAUUUGGUUGCAAUUGGUAGUGAUGAUGACUAUGGUAAAUUAGGUAUUUCAGCAUUAAAAGAGGCAGCAGCAAGCCGAAAUGUCUGCAUUGCAUAUGAUGCGUAUGUUCCUAAUACAAAAGAUAAAAUGAGACCAAAAGUUGAUGAGAUUGUGAGUCAAUUAAAAGCAUUACCAAAAGCAAAGCUUGUUAUUUUGUUUACAUACACCUCAAUGGGUGAAAUGAUUUUACAGGAAGCAGAGAAAAAUAAUAUUCACAGAGUGUGGCUGACAAGUGAUGCCUGGUCUGCUACUGGACCUUCCCUGAAUGUUAGUGAACAGUGUUUAUCUGGUAUCAUGACAGUUGCAACUGAGAAAGUGAAAAUACCAACUCUUGAGCGAUAUCUUGAAAGCAAGAUCAGUAAUGAAGCAGAAUGUAACCCUUGGCUGGCCUUGUACUUGAAACAACAAUACAACUGUCAUUUUAUAAACCAAGUAGCAUCAUGCCCUGGUCAAACUCCAAGCAGCAUUAGUGAAGAGAUGCUAGCCGAUAACAGUGGAGGUUAUGGAAAUUUAUAUGAUGCAGUGUUUGCAGUUUCUCACAGUAUACAGGCCAUGUUGACAAAGAAAUGUGGGUAUCAAACAAGUAGUUAUAACAAUACUAUUUGUUUUCCAUUCAGCCCAAAAGAGUUGCUUGCUGAAAUACCCAGAGUGAACUUCACUGGAAUUUUCAGCAGGUCUGUGGCCUUUGAUGGACAAGGUGACCCAAAGGAACCCCAUUAUAUUAUCGAGAAUAUUCAAAAAAUUAAUGGAAGGUUGCAGUAUGUUCAGAUAGGAACAUGGGACAUGCUCAGUGCAAAGCAAAGAGGGACUUUAAAUCUUAACACAGAAAAGAUAAUUUGGCCAAAAGGUUUUGUUGAUUCUCGUGAUUCAAAAUGCAGCAGAGAUUGUUUACCUGGAGAGUAUGUUAAUGCUAAGACAGAAUGUUGCUGGAGCUGCCAAGAUUGUCCAGCAUUACAUGUGAGCAGUAAGAACAACUCAAGAAGUUGCAUCAAAUGCCCUGCUAGAUACCAUACAGAUUCAAAAAGGACAGUUUGCAUUAAAACUCCAAUCAUCUAUCUUACCCCAAGUUCAGGAGGUGGUGUUGCAAUACUGACAGUAUCUUUUUUUGGUAUCUUCAUUGACUUUGUCAUUAUGGGACUAUUCUACAAAAUCAGACAUUCUGUUUUAGUAAAAGAAUCACAACCUGCCAUCAUUGUAUUUUCCAUUUCAGUUCUAUUAUUUUCAUUUCUUUAUGGUGUUAUGCACAUUUUAAAGCCAAACAAUGACUUUUGCUCAGGAAGAAGUUCAUAUUUUUUUAUGUUGUUUGCCACAUUUGCAGGGAUGUUAUUAGCAUCAACGACCAUUGUAAAGGAAACUAUUACAGCCAAGAUCAACAAACAUGUAACCAUUGAUGCAUUUGUUGUUCAGUAUUUUGUUAUCAUUUUUGUCAUGCUCAUUGAGUUGGUAGCAAUAAUUGUUUGGCUAUCAGUGGAUCCAGUUGAAGCAGAUUUGUUUCCCAGGCUUGGAAAUACUGAGCUGUUUUUGGAGUGCAAAUUAGAGCUUACUCUGAGCAGAUUGAUUUGCAUCGCUCUCCCUUGUGUUGUUCUUAUUAUUUCAAUGAUUAUUGCAUUCAGAGAGAGAGAUCAGGAGCAUCUAUUCAAUGAGCCCAAAUUUCUCAGCUUCACGACCAUUGCAAUUUCAAUCAUUGUUGUUGCUUUUAUUCCAACAUUCAAAUAUGUUGUUGGUGUUUACAAAGCAAUGGUGAUGGCAUUCACUGUUGAUCUUUGUGCUUAUACCUACAUUGGAUGCAUGUUUGUUCCUAAAAUCUAUACACUAAUGACAAAUGGUUACAACCUUGGAUGUGGGCAUUCUGAAAAUGGUGUUGCUGGCAAUGAAAGCUGCAGUGUUCAUGGGAUUGAAAUGAGAGAAGGAAAGAAAUCUGUUACAAACACAGACUUUAAUGCUUCUUUAGAAGCUCAAGACAAGGUUUCUGAUCAAAGUUCUGAAGUGCCAAGACCAGAAAACAGUUCAAACCUAUCAAGUCCUGUUUCUCAAAAGAGUCUUGCAUCUCCCCGUAAACUAUCUGAUACAGGUUCUGGCAGUCACCUCAUGCCACAGAAGCCAACAUAUGUGUGAAUUUCAACAACACACAAAGAAGAUUUUUAAGAGUUAUUAGCUCACAUUCUUCAGUUUAUUUUGUUUUCCAAAAAAUCAUCAAAUGUCACUGAUUACAUAUUCCUAAUAUGACCAGGGCCAUAGCUAGAAUUGUUCUUGAUGGGGGAGGGGGGAUUCUCACCAAUAAUUAUAGAAUCUUUUUUCCCAAAUAAUAAACCCUUUUGUUCCUAUUAUUUAAAACCCCAACACCCUGCCCCAAGAUAGUUUGUGCCUUCCUAAAGUACUGAUUGAAAGUCUUUAUUUGAUGUAAUUUGAUGUAAGUCGGUCUAAAAUGGUUAUCAUUUUAAGUCUAGCAUUUAUAUUAUAUUGUUGUCACUAGCAGGUGCUAAAAAAACAUGCAACCCGUCAUAAAACUUUUAGAUUUUAAUUAUCAUUUAUCCUAUGCUCGGACGAGUUUGGUUGGUCCAUAAUAUAACAUCAUUAUUUCUACUGUAUACAUCAGCCACUGCUCUAAACCAGUAAUUAUUACAAUGAAGUUUAUCUAAUUCAACUUACAAAAAGAUUUAUGUUUCAGAAGAAGCAAAAAAUUAUUACUGUAUUCAUUAUACAUUGCUGUCCAUUGGGAAUUUUAGACUAUAUAAAUGCAUAAAUUUUAAAUCAAACACAUAUAGUUUAUGCAAGCUUAUAUUUUUUGUAAAUUGUACAACUAUUUAAUUUUAAGUAGAUCUUAUUUAUGAUUUCAGAGUCAGUUGAUCAUAAAAAAUGGUUUUUUGCCUGUAAUAUAAACAGCUAUUAUAAGCAACACAUUAAUGCUGAUAAUUAUUGCUUUCCUUCUAUGCCUAAUAGUCUUUGUUGUCUGUCCGUUGGGAAUAUGAAGAAGGGGGUGAACAUAUGAGUAACAGGCCAGCUCAGUUCAGCAAAUCUUUUUUAAACUGAGGAAAUUUCAAACUUUGAGCUAGAAAAGUAUCUAAUCGUUCUAGCCUUGUUUGAGAGAUGAAUCAUGCCUGUCUUCCAGACACUAGCCUCCAUUUCGAGGCCAUUGCACAUGCGCAUUAUCACUCGAAGCCCUGGCAGGAAGUUCAGAGAAAAUCUCUGAUAUUUUACCAAAACUGAUAAUUUCUAUUUAACGAGAAAAAGAAGCAUGCCCAAUGGAAAAGAUAACGUCAGGGGCAUAGCUAGCAGGGGUGUGAUAGCCCCCCAAAUGUUCAGGUAUUGGUCGGUAUAUCAUGCUAGUCAAUGAAAUCCUUAGCUUAGCUCGGCAGAUGGAAUGGUUACUAAAGUUUCUAUCCAUAUAUUUUUUAUCUGCUCUUCAUUCAAAUAGUAGAAUAAAUGUCAUUAUUUGCAGUAAAAUCAUUGCAAUUUGAUCAUGUAGCUACACCAUUCAGCACUAUUUUUUAUAGGCUAUAGGCUUGAAAAAACUACUAAUUUUUGGGAAUAUUUUUGGAAAAUACAGGUUUUUUGGUUUCUCUAUGAUCAGAACAAACAAGAAUUGAAUUUAAGUUUGGGAAAAAUUGUUUUCAAAAAUUUCAAAAAAAAAUUUCAAAAACAUGUAUUUGCUAGAUUUGUUUGUCUCCUGAAAAAUGCAACUUUAUAGAUGGGUUUGCUUUUGAUAAAAAGUAAGGCUAUAGGAUUGGAAAAUCAUCUAGUU